AUGGUAUUUUCGGCGCACGUUUUGCCAUUUUUUAGCACCUUGUUUGUUCAGCACCACCAUGUUUGCUGUUGUGCGUUUCCUAAACGAUCAUGACAAUCGGUCACACGUUAUACACGUGCAUGACAUCGAAAAUUUUGACCCUAAAGACACCAGCGACUACGACAACCGCUCUGUGUACAACGCCUAUUGGCACGACCCUGUGGACGACACCAACAGCGGGUUGUACAACACGCAAGUCUUGAUGCUGGCAGAGAGCGAAAGCGAUGCCCACGAGAAAACGCGGGCCAAGAGGGUGGUGAUCCCCAAAAUACAUGUGCAAGAAACGUCUGCAGAUGAUGAUGAGGAAUCGCAUGCAAAAAGAAAAAGGGCUGAAAAAAAGAGACAAAAGAACGACAAAGCAAAUGCAAAAAAAAAACUUGUAUGAAAAAAUCCUGAAAAAGAAUCUUGAAGACGCGCACAAAAAGGCACAGUCUGGGCAGAAACCUAGAGCUCAGCCAAGUAAAGGGACAAGCAGCUCAUCCUACAGCGAGUCAUCGGAUAGCGAUGAAUUAUGCGCAAAGACAGAGCUUCUUCAAAUGAAGAAGAAGAAAGAAGUCUGGAAGGCGAGAACGAAGGUGCUGGCGCAAAAAGAGCUUGAGAAGGAUAGAGAUCUGUGGAAAUUGCGCUCUGAAGAGCUGCAGCAGGAAAACAGAUUUCUAAAGCAGCAGGUUGCAAGCCUUCAGAGAUGCCUGGAGAGCAAAAUUUUUGAGCUUGCAGUCAAACAAGACCGGGCACCUUGCAGCCGAGGCACGUUGCCAGCACUUUCUGACGUGGCAGAGGAAACAGAAAGCUUGGUCAGAAGUAAGUACUUCGCUUCUUUUAUAAUAAUUUCCUGCAUUUCAAAACUGAAGCGACAGUUACUGUCAGUAUAUCUUUGUAACUUUAGAUCCAUUGGAUAUGAACAACAAGGCCUGCAGCGAACGUGUUUCUUGUAAGUAACAGUUCUGUUUUCAUAGACAGUAAAGUUCAUUUCAAUUAGUUAUGUAUGCUGCCAGAUCAUUCAUUUUUAAUAUUCCUGAAUAUUGCGUAGCACCAUGCUUAUCUGCUGCUGUAGAAGCAGAGGAAAGGACCGGCGUUCUUAGUGAAGAAGAAAAAGAAAACAUUCCGCAUCCAGGUAAGUGGUAGGCUCAGAUAUGACCUCCAAUAUUCUGAAAUUAAUUUUUUUUGUGCCAUGACAAGGACUUUAUUUAUAUCUCCCUUGCAGGCCCCAAUGGAGAUUUUGUUUAUAUGGAAGAUGGUUCUCUAAGUAAUGUGCUAAAAAGUUAAAUGUCACUUUGUCUUCAGCUGUUUUUCAUGCUUAACCUUUUUUUAUGUCAGUACAUACUACUCUUUAGAUCUUAGAUGGUGUA
This is a messenger RNA of Rhipicephalus sanguineus (brown dog tick), 1388 nucleotides long. RefSeq lists its product as uncharacterized. The transcript has 6 exons. Lineage: Eukaryota; Metazoa; Arthropoda; Arachnida; Ixodida; Ixodidae. Bases 312 to 974 code for a protein of 220 amino acids. The record is from RefSeq and is a predicted model, not a curated record.